AUGUCGGGCCCAGGCUCCGGUCAGAUAGUAAUCGUGGGAAUUGGGUGCAAGGUUCCAGGUGCCGACAACACUGAGCAGUACUGGCGACUGUUGGAGAACGGGGAGAACCAUGUCAUCGAAAUACCGAAGGAGCGUUGGAACAACGAGGCUUUCUAUGAUCCUGACCCUCAUGCCGUGGGGAAGUCUUAUGUCCGUCGUGCUGGCUUGCUUAAAGACCCGCUCGCCUUUGACAACAAGUUGUUCAACAUCAACGACUUCGAGGCAGACCAGAUGGAUCCCCAGCAGAGACUGGUGCUUGAAUGCAGUUACAUGGCCAUGGAAGAUGCUGGCUUGACCAGAGACAAGCUGACCGGCUCCAAUACAGGGGUCUAUGUCGGUGCCAUGAACGGAGACUACAGAGGUCUCUUCACCGCAAAGUCGCCCAUUGUUGGCAACUAUACUGUCACCGGGAUCUCCAACAGUAUCAUUGCAGCACGAGUCUCCUUCACCUUUGACCUCAGAGGACCAUCCAUGACUGUCGAUACAGCAUGCUCGUCCGCUCUUCUGGCCAUACAUCUUGGAGCUCAGGCUCUUCGUGCAGGCGACUGCGAUUUGGCUCUGUGUGGCGGUACCAACUUUCUGAUGUCACCCGAUGUGUUUGUCCAUCUUAGUAAAGCCCACAUGGUAUCACCGACUGGGCAAUGCUUCGCUUUCUCAGACAGUGCUGAUGGGUACACUCGUGGAGAAGGCUGCGGGAUGGUGUUUCUUAAACGGCUGGAAGAUGCACUCCGAGACGGAGACAAAAUCUGGGCCACCGUGGAAACUGGCUCCAACCAGGAUGGUCACUCAGUGACCCCUAUCUCUGCUCCAUCUGGUGACCAACAGAUCAAACUACUGGAACAUGUGUACAGAAAUGCCAGUAUCCGGAUGCUGGACGGAAUCGAGUACAUCGAGGCUCAUGGUAAGUGCAGCCUUUCAGACGUAUUGGUGUAUAUAUACUUGAUAUACGUUUAUAACAUGCAUGGUGCCUUUACCUUUUGCGACACUUCCAUCUCUUCAACAGGAACUGGAACUGCUGCCGGUGACCCAGUUGAAGCCAACGCCCUAGGGAAAUUUUUCCAAGAUAAAGGAUCAAUUCGUCAUCGAUACAUCGGCUCCGUGAAGACUAACCUUGGCCAUCUUGAAUCGGCCGCAGGGACAGCUGGUCUCAUCAAGGUUCUUCUUAUGAUGAAACAUUCAAAGAUUGUACCAACUCUGUUCUUUGAAAGAUGCAACCCGAAGAUCGACUUUCCUUCGAUGAACCUGACUGUGCCUACAAAAGUGAUUGACUGGCCAACGCACACCAAAGCUGCCUGUGUGAACUCAUUUGGUUUUGGGGGAACCAACUGUCACGCUUUUGUGAAGAUGUACGGGGAGUCCUUGCUGCGACAGUCAAGUCAGGUGGAAAGCUUGAAUGUGCCUUGCAUUGUUUGCUUCUCUGCCAAACACGAGAAGUCUCUAAAGGGCAGCAUUGAAGAUUUUGUAAACCAUCCUGAAAUUACGUCUUUUGAUGUUCAUGACGUGUCUUUUACGUCAACGGCACGCCGGGAUCACUAUAAUCUUCGUUACGCCACAGUUGUAGAAGACAUGGGUGAUUUGUUGACACGGCUCAAUGAUUUUCUUCACAAGGGAGGAAAAGGUACAAACGUGACCAAAAGAGCUCGGGUUGUCUUCGCAUUUGGUGGGAUGGGAACUUCGUGGCGAGGCAUGUGUAAAGAAUUGAUUGCUGUGAGCAAUGUCUUUCGGGGUGCCAUCCAAGAAAUAGACCAACACCUGUCGGAAUACGUUCCGUGGACGCUCAUCAGUCGUUUUGAAAAGGAAGCCGAAGUUGAAGACCCUGAGUAUUCACCUAUCGCUAUAUUCGCAUCUCAGAUAGGGCUAGCGAAGUUGUGGAUGAGUUUUGGAGUUCAACCAGCUUGUGUCGUGGGUCAAUCCGUUGGCGAGGUGGCUGCUGCUCACAUUGCGGGGAUUCUGAACAUGCGAGAUGCAGUCAAGGUCAUCUUCUACCGGACAACUCUCAUGGCACAGGUAGUGGGCGGAAAGAUGAUUGUUGUGAGAAACAUGCAAGUGGCAACGGUUAGAGAAAUCGUUAAGGCCUACUCUGGUUUGGCAAACAUAUCCCUUGAGUACAGCCCGAUUGCCUGUGCUGUGAGUGGCAACUCUGAGACUAUUACCAGAAUCAAGCAAGAUUUGCAGGCUAAAUCUAGAAAUCUCAAUAUUCAGAUUCAGUUGCUCGAUCUCAAUGUCCCAGUGGCAUACCAUUGCCAUCACGUCGACGGCUGCAAAGCUGGACUCAAACAGGCUGUCGCUGACAUAACCCCACAGCCUCCUCUUGUAGACAUGAUCUCAUCCGUGACAACUGAACCCGUCACUGAAUUACUCGGUCCCGAUUACUGGGUAAACAACAUGAGAGAGCCAGUGCGCUUCUACGAGGCCGUCCAGAAGACAUUCACCAGGGGAUACAAGAAUGUAUACAUUGAGAUCGGACCCCGGCCCGUCCUGCGAGCACACAUUAAUGACAUAUUUCCACACGAUGAAGUCAUGCCUGUCGUUUCCAUGUCAAAAACCCCUGAAUGGAAAAUAUUCCUUCAAGCUUUGGUCUCCGCCUACGAACUCGGGGUGAAAAUAGACUGGGAUAACAUACCACACAAAGGCAGGAUAAUCACGCCAGUGCCUCGGUACAGCUUCAACCCAAGGAGAAACCUACAGCUGUGCGAGUCCGCGCUAAUGGUUCUGGCUGGUGUACAGUACAUGAGAAAAGAGCAUCCGUAUGUCAAUCAAGUGGAUAACACAGACAACUUCAAGAUUAUGGUGACCAUUAUGACCUUCCCUUCGGUGUUUGACCAUAUCGUUUCAGGAAUGCUCAUCGUUCCUGGCGCCUUCUACGCCGAAUCUGGCUUUGGGUUAAUCACCCAGUCUGUUGACAUGAAAGCCCCUCAGUAUGCGGUGUCUGUCGUUUUUGAGCAACCCUGCUCCUUUGCACGAGACAGUGCUCUUGAACUGGACAUGGACAUUACAAAAUGCCCGCCGUCGGGUUCAGGGGUCAAGAAAUAUGAUAGCUACAAGGUGGCGAUUGUUAAGGGAAACAAGACGUAUGCAAACAUACAUCUACAGGCGUGUAACAUGAGAGGUCGACCUUCGUCUAUCAACAUUCGACACAUACAAGGACGGUGCCCACAGAUUGUGGAAAGAGAUGAGAUUUACGGGAUGCUGAAAACUUUUGGGUUUACCUACGGUCCCGCUUACUCACUCUUGAUGUACGCACAGAGGAACUCUCAAGAAUGCUUGGCAAAGAUUUUUGUGCCAAAUGCUAUGUUCUUCGAACUCAAUGGGACAACCAUCCACCCGUCAAUUCUUGACGGCAUGAUUCAAACCUCUAUCCUCUUAAUGGAUGGGGUAGAUGAUGCUAGAGACCUUCUCCCACGCUCCAUUGGACGGCUGGUCUCUCACAGGCCUAUUGAGGAUGAAAUGUACAUCUACACAACUUUGAAGAGCACUGACAGAAAACUCACACUCUACGACAUCAAGUUGACAACUCUUUGUGGAGACACCAUCGCUGAUCUGGAGGACCUGGCGAUUAAGUCACUCACUGACAAAUCAGGUGGCAUUGAAAACGUAUAUAAAUGUGUUUGGAGGCCCAUUCUCGACACAGGUUACCCAAAACUGGAAUCAAAGGCGCCAAACGUGCUGUUCAUCACUGACCAUAUACCAGAAGACAACUUUGAGUUCAUGGUUGUGACCACUAACACUGUCAUCGAUGAGUCAGAGGAUGCAUUUAGCGUUCAGACAAAAGCUUUCAACUUAUGCAUGAUGCUGAAAAGUCUCUACGUGUACGCAAAUACCAAAAAUCUUAACAUGCCAAUCUAUUUCUUCACGAAACGAGCAUAUCCUCUAGAAAACUCGCCAACAGAAACUGCAAACGUCAACCCGCUUAUGACCACAUUGUGGGGGAUGACAAGAUGCGCUUUGAAGGAACAAAUCUACACGGAUUUUGUUUCAUUUGAUCUUCAUCUUGCAGAGACAGCUUGCACGCUGACGUUUAUGGCAUCUUUGGCUGAGAUGGUCUUCAAGGACCAGAAUUUGAAAAACUAUCCCGAAUGGAUGGUAACAGAGGACAAACUCUACGUCAACCUCAUUGUUCAAGUCGAUUCUGAGACUUCGGUACCAACUUUUAGACACAACUUUGCUGACAAGUCCCAGAACGUAAUCCUGCUUAGCAAAGAACCGGCGGUGUUAACCGACACCUUCCCAGUCUACCAUGAAUGGCAAACAAAGGACGACGCUCAAACUCAUGUUAAAAUUGAUGUUUCGGCAACUGCCUUCCAGAACCCUCUGCUGUUCAACAUGACAAUGCUGUACAGCACAAUGGAGAAACGGAUAACUCUGAAAGGAAACGGAUACCCGAUGUUUGCCCUGGAAAACAUUGGUCUGGUGGAGGGUGACAACGGCAACAAAAAGCAAAAGAAGUAUAACAUACCCUCGAUCUCAUGCUACCCUACACCAAUUGGGUCUAAGAUCAAGGUGCCUCUGGACGCUACGAUUACGGCUGACAUGAUUCCUGACUACGUGCCGGGAGACCUCACUCGGUUGAUAGCUUUAUGGCACCUCCAUACUCUUGUUACCAGCCAAAAUGCAACAAUCCUAGCCUCUUCUGCUACAGCCAAGCUUGGUGAAGUCCUGAUUUGUUUACUUAUGAGCAGAUCCAAACCCAAACACCUCAAUGUCAACCUGGUGGUUGUAGAACAGUUGAACAACGCGGAAACACUGCAUGAGACAAUUGUUUCUUUAGUACUGAUCGAAGAAACGGUAAUUCCUGUACUCGCAAAACGAUGGCUGAAACCAGAGUAUUUCAUUUCAUUGACCAGUCUUCUGGAACCUUCUGCGAGAACACACAUCUCCUAUUUCAUGCCAAACGUUGAAAUCAAUCUUGUGGACACCGCUGUGGCUUUUCACCCACGCACUAUCACGCAGGUGGUCCAGAAGGUUAAGAAAUGGAUGGUACGACACUCAUCACUGAUGUCCAGAGUCGCAGCAUGUCUUCAUAAGACUCCGAUAGCUACCGGGGUGUUCAAAGACGUGGCGGCUGAUCUUGACGAACUUCUUGAGAUGCAGAUCAUCAACACCAACACAUCGAAGGUCCGCGUGGAGAGAACAGAGUUGUUCCGGAAGGAUGCUGUCUACAUUGUUGUUGGUGGGCAGACCGGACUUGGGUGGCUCUACGUCAAAUUUUUAGUCAAACAUGGAGCAGGGGGCAUUGCUAUUGUAAACAGAAGACAAGCCACAACAGAUAAACAAAAUGAGAUAACGCAACUGUCAGCAGCUGAAUCUUGUGUCAUAAAGACUUUCCAAGCAGAUGUUACUCAUAUGGAGUCGCUGAAGAACUUCAUGGUUCAGAUGGAGGAUGCGUUUCCCGAUUCUGUUCUGAAGGGCGUUUUCUUUGGAGCAGCAGUUGUUGACGAUCAACUGUUGAGUCAGGUAGAUCCAAAAGCCUUCAUGAAAGUCAUGUCACCAAAAGUGAUGGGAGCGUGGAAUUUGCAUCAACUGACAAAGAACUUGCCUCUUGACUAUUUUGUUCUUCACUCAUCUGUGACUUCAGUGUUUGGCAAUGCUGGACAGUCAAAUUACGGAGCAGGGAAUGCAUUCAUGGAUGGCUUGGCGCACUAUCGAAGGCACAUGAAUUUGGCAGCACAAAGUAUUAACUGGGGAGCUCUGGAUCUUGGAAUGCUCAGCGACCAUAACGAAUCAAAGAAGAUUCUGGAAGGUCAAGGUUUUGUCCUCAUGACUGAAGAAGACAUAUGUGGGUUUAUUAUCCCGAUACUGCUGUUGGAUUGGGGUCAGAUUAUGCCCUGCACAUUUGACAAGGAGAUUUUGAUGAAGCGAUUGAAGAGAGACAUGUUGAUUCCUUUUCAGUAUCGUCUUAAAGCUAUGCUUGACUCCACCAUUGAAGAAGUGAAGAUUGAGGAGGAUAUACUUCUGGCUCUGCACGGCGUGCGUGAUCAGCCACUGGAUCAAAGGAUAACCAUUUAUGAGCGGUACGUCAUUGCUUUAGCGAGUCAGGUGCUAAGCGUCGAAGACAUCAAGUCAGACUCUGGUCUGGUAGACUUUGGUAUGGAUUCGAUCGUGGCGAUGACAAUGAUUAAUCAGAUUUAUAAAGAAAUUCACUGCAGAUUACCAGCAAUCGUUUUCAUCACCGGAGAACCAACCGCUAGAAUUAUAGCUCAGGCCAUUGAAGACGUUUUGUCUGGCAAACUUGCAGAAGGAUCUGAGUUUGGCAUCGAUUCUGAACAACUGGCUAUUGAAGCAGCACCAGGUGAAACCAAAGCUGAAACACCAGACAAUAAACUAGUCGAGCCAUCUUCAACCAGGCGUGUUAGUUUCGUUGCUUCUACUAUUGAAUCAAGUCAGCUGGUUAUCUACAAAAGGCAUCCACGAAAACAAAGUCUACAUGGCGUUGUCGACAUUGACAUCCCUGUUGACCAAAAAGAGCCUGAGAUGGUUCGUAAAGCCAUUCUGGCCACACUGGAAGUACAUCCAAUAACAUGCACAGUUUUCAAAGAAGACACAUCAAAACGUAACAGUGCACUUAAUUUUGAAAAGCAGAUAUUGCCGCCAGAAAAAGCCCUUGACUUUAGAGUCGCAGGAAAAGAUGGCAAAGACGUUCAGGUGUUUUCAGAAGAAGCUUUUGAUGUCAAAGAAAAAGGACCACUGAGAUUUAUUCUGCAACAAGGUUCCAAAACGAAUCUGAGAAUAAUAUUCCACAAAGCUGGCUUUGAUGUGCGGUCAAUCUACCAGUUCAUACAAGAUCUAGUUGCUGCCUUUGAUCCUACCGUGAAAAAAACAGUGCCAGAAAAAGACCGUGUGAACAGAUCACCAAAGCCUUCGGAAGAUUUUAAUUUGGAGUUGGAAAAGAUCUACAAAUCAAAAUCUGAAACAUUCGCACAAUUCUGGGCUAAGACAUUGAGUCACGAUAUUGCCAACACGUCUCUGCAGCAGCAGCAAAAUAGAGGUCAGUUUAUGCUCAGUUCGAUGAUUGCCACAAACGGAAGCCUUAGAACCGUGUUGUCCCCAGACCUGACGCAGAAGAUCAUUAAAUUCAUCCGCAGUCACAACGUCUCACUACUGGGUCUUGUUGCUGGAGCUUAUCAGACUCUCAUUCACAUCUUAACGGGAAAACCCGCCGUCAGUCUGAUGUUCCCGCUUGACUUACGACGUUACGUUAAAGACACUGAUAGCGACAUUGCCAACUACAGCAAUGAAAUUCCUCUCUUGGCGCAGUUUGACUUAACUAAGAAAAUAACAAUUCAGGAAUUUAUCGUACAGAACAAUAAACGCAUCCAACAACACAUAGACCACGGGAUUCUGCCGUUCACUUUCUUCCAGGGACUGGCUGAAAGAACAAUGGAGUUGUUCAACCAAAGUCCUCAUGGUAUUAGCAUUGAAAUGCUAUCAGCCCGAGAUGCCGCCGCUGUAAAUGGCAAAUUGAACAGAAGCAUCAGAUCGCCUCCUGCAAUUCUACCUCUGGGUCUGGAAACGAAUCUGUUCAUUCAGCAUAAUUUGUUGAGCAACGUCGUGGUGCUUAACCUUGGCUACAAGGAAUGUGUCAUUAACGGGAUGAGGGCAGAAGUGCUCAUGAAGAAUCUGGUGAGUCUGCUAACGGGGAUCAUGACGAACCCGGACUUGCAGCUCAAACAGAUCAAGAAGCACACGCGAGGGCUGAAUAAAUCUUUCUGUGCAGUUCAAUAG
This is a messenger RNA of Candidula unifasciata, 7761 nucleotides long. The record is from the annotation of a GenBank genome assembly. NCBI's taxonomy places the organism in Eukaryota, Metazoa, Mollusca, Gastropoda, Stylommatophora, Geomitridae.